Knipowitschia caucasica is the source of this 2097-nucleotide messenger RNA. NCBI's taxonomy places the organism in Eukaryota, Metazoa, Chordata, Actinopteri, Gobiiformes, Gobiidae. The record is from the annotation of a GenBank genome assembly.
AUGGACCGUCUGCAAGACUCGGAAACACAGAGACACCUCCUCCUCCUCUGUGGAUGCUCCCUGUGGACCUCCUCCUCCUCUGUGGAUGCUCCCUGUGGACCUCCUCCUCCUCUGUGGGUGCUCCCUGUGGACCUCCUCCUCCUCUGUGGGUGCUCCCUGUGGACCUCCUCCUCUGUGUGUGCUCCCUGUGGACCUCCUCCUCUGUGGGUGCUCCCUGUGGACCUCCUCCUCCUCUGUGGGUGCUCCCUGUGGACCUCCUCGUCUGUGGGUGCUCCCUGUGGACCUCCUCCUCCUCUGUGGGUGCUCCCUGUGGACCUCCUCCUCUCUGGGUGUGCUCCCUGUGGACCUCCUCCUCUGUGGGUGCUCCCUGUGGACCUCCUCCUCCUCUGUGUGUGCUCCUGUGGACCUCCUCCUCCUCUGUGUGUGUGCUCCCUGUGGACCUCCUCCUCUGUGUGUGCUCCCUGUGGACCUCCUCCUCUGUGUGUGCUCCCUGUGGACCUCCUUGUCUGUGGGUGCUCCCUGUGGACCUCCUCCUCUCUGGGUGUGCUCCCUGUGGACCUCCUCCUCUGUGGGUGCUCCCUGUGGACCUCCUCCUCCUCUGUGUGUGCUCCCUGUGGACCUCCUCCUCUGUGUGUGCUCCCUGUGGACCUCCUCCUCUGUGUGUGCUCCCUGUGGACCUCCUUGUCUGUGGGUGCUCCCUGUGGACCUCCUCCUCUGUGUGUGUGCUCCCUGUGGACCUCCUCCUCCUCUGUGGGUGCUCCCUGUGGACCUCCUCCUCUGUGGGUGCUCCCUGUGGACCUCCUCCUCUGUGGGUGCUCCCUGUGGACCUCCUCCUCCUCUGUGGGUGCUCCCUGUGGACCUCCUCCUCCUCUGUGGGUGCUCCCUGUGGACCUCCUCCUCUGUGUGUGCUCCCUGUGGACCUCCUCCUCCUCUGUGGGUGCUCCCUGUGGACCUCCUCCUCUGUGGAUGCUCCCUGUGGACCUCCUCCUCCUCUGUGUGUGCUCCCUGUGGACCUCCUCCUCUGUGGGUGCUCCCUGUGGACCUCCUCCUCCUCUGUGGGUGCUCCCUGUGGACCUCCUCCUCCUCUGUGGGUGCUCCCUGUGGACCUCCUCCUCUGUGGGUGCUCCCUGUGGACCUCCUCCUCUGUGGGUGCUCCCUGUGGACCUCCUCCUCUGUGGGUGCUCCUGUGGACCUCCUCCUCCUCUGUGGGUGCUCCCUGUGGACCUCCUCCUCCUCUGUGGGUGCUCCCUGUGGACCUCCUCCUCUGUGGGUGCUCCCUGUGGACCUCCUCCUCUGUGGGUGCUCCCUGUGGACCUCCUCCUCUGUGGGUGCUCCCUGUGGACCUCCUCCUCUGUGGGUGCUCCCUGUGGACCUCCUCCUCUGUGUGUGCUCCCUGUGGACCUCCUCCUCUGUGGGUGCUCCCUGUGGACCUCCUCCUCUGUGUGUGCUCCCUGUGGACCUCCUCCUCUGUGUGUGUGCUCCCUGUGGACCUCCUCCUCCUCUGUGGGUGCUCCCUGUGGACCUCCUCCUCUGUGUGUGCUCCCUGUGGACCUCCUCCUCCUCUGUGUGUGCUCCUGUGGACCUCCUCCUCACCUGUGUGUGCUCCCUGUGGACCUCCUCCUCCUCUGUGGGUGCUCCCUUUGGAUCUCCUUCUCCUUUGUGGAUGCUCCCUGUGGACCUCCUCCUCCUCUGUGUGUGUGCUCCCUGUGGACCUCCUCCUCCUCUGUGUGUGUGCUCCCUGUGGACCUCCUCCUCCUCUGUGUGUGUGCUCCCUGUGGACCUCCUCCUCCUCUGUGGGUGCUCCCUGUGGACCUCCUCCUCUUCUGUGUGUGCUCCCUGUGGACCUCCUCCUCUGUGGGUGCUCCCUGUGGACCUCCUCCUCCUCUGUGUGUGCUCCCUGUGGACCUCCUCCUCUGUGUGUGCUCCCUGUGGACCUCCUCCUCCUCUGUGGAUGCUCCCUGUGGACCUCCUCCUCCUCUGUGUGUGUGCUCCCUGUGGACCUCCUCCUCCUCCUCCUCCUGCUGCUCCUCCUCCUGGUGCCUUUGUAAUAAAACAAUCAUAACCAAUCAACUCGACUGGAAACCAUCAAUCCACUAA